AUGUUUGAAGAACAAGUUGCUAAUGAAAUCGAAGAAAAUGACAAAUAGCAAGUCAGAGUUAAGUUCCCUUAAAGAUCAUGGAUUUCCAUUAUUUAAGAUAAAAUUAUUUAGUAAAAUCAAGUUUUAAAAUUUAUUACUAAUUUUUUAGAUGAGUCAAUCUGAAAUGAAUGAAAAACAUGAAACACGAUUAGGUGUGACUCCAAGUUUAUCUGAUAGAGAAACUUUAUGCAAAAAAUAAAUUGGAUAAUCUGCAUGUUUUAGAGAGGAUUUAGGAAAAUCCAGAAUGAGUGAUUUAGACACAUCCUCUAUUCGAUAUAGGGUAUCUAUGUAUAAAUACAUUAAUAGACUUAACCACAUGAGGUUAAUUUUAGGAUAAAAGUCUUUAUGAAAUAUUUAUUUUUGAGGAUUCUAUUUACUAUAAUAGGUCCAUUAAUAUUGGGUUAUGGAAUUAUCUAUAGAGAUUGGUUGAGUUUUAUGAGUAAUUUUAGAAUGUAUGGUAAUUAUAGUGGAGUUUGGUAUAAUUAUUUUAGAUGGAUAUCAAACUACAUCUUAAUUGCUACAAUCAUUUAUUAUACUAAUAAUGAGGAAAAAAGUAUAAUACAUUAUGAAAUUGGAUUCUUUGCUGUUUUGUACAUCACUGAGAAUGUAACAUAUGCUAUUAAAUUUGCAUUUUUUCAUCCUUCAAAAUUAGCAUUAAUAGAAAAUUUUGAAAUUUGUGUUGUUGGUGACUCUUGUGAAUAGAGUAUCAAUCCUUAUCAUUGGGCAUAGUAAAAUUAAUCAACAAUAGCAAAAGAAUUAGAAUAAUCUUUAAAGAGAUCAUAAGUGGAAAGUACAAUGUUUUAAUUGUACUUUAUGAUUUCACCAAAUGCAGAGAGAUUAAAAAGAAUCUAAAUUGAAGAAUAAUAAGAUAUAAGAAAUAAGAUAUAAAUUGAAGAAGUAGCAGCUGAUGGAUUUUUGAUGGCUAAAGAGAUAAUUAAUGAAUUCAAUAAGAAAAAUAGUUUUAAUUUUGCUAUUAACCUUGCUAUCAUAUUGGCAAUCAUACGUGUUGGAUUGUAUAUUAUGAUUAUGAAAUUAUGUGAAGAAUCUGUUAAGAGUAUUGCAAUAGUUGUUUAAAUGUCUAUCUUUUAAUUUCUAUACUUUAGUACAAUAAUCUCAUUGAUGAUGCUAACUUAUAGAGAUUUAAGAAGAAAGGUUUAUUCAAUGACACAAUUAUCACAUUUAAUAUCAGCUGAGAAAGUUGAAGUCUAUCAGGAAUCCAAGAUCUUUCCAACCAUUAAUUUAUUAUGCACUGUUUCUAUAUAUUCUUGGGUUAAUUUAAGGAAGAUUCUACUUGAUUAUGGAUUGCAAUACACUAGAAGAUAAACAUUUAUUUUAUCAUUUAUAAUGAUAAUCAAUACCAUAUUAAUGGGUGUAAUGACACUUCUCUUUUGUAUUCAACUCAUUACUAUUAAUACUAUACUUCAAUAGACUAUUGAUUUCUCUAUUAUAGCUAUUUUCUCUAUUAGUUUAGUCUUAUAAGGAGCAAGGAUUAAUGCACAUUGGUCUAUUCAUAGAGGAUUACUGAGAAAGAAUCUCUUUAUUAUUUAAUAAUUGGCUUAUUAAGUCUUUAAGCCUUUAGAUUACACUUUUAAAGCAGAAGAUCCUGUAUUUAAUGUAUUUAUUUAUUUCAAUCAAGUCUAGGCUCUAAUGAGAUUACUUGAUACUACUUAUGCUGAUCUUGUGAUAAGAGAAGAUUCACUAUUAAAUUACUCAAUUUUUUGCAUCAAUUCAAUAUAAUAUGUGGUAAAUCAUUUAUUGAAUUCAGUUUGAUGAUUUAGGACAUUAAGAAAAGUCUUAGCCAUAUACUGUAAUGGGUAUAGCCAUGACAUAUCAAUUACUAUUAUAAGUUUGUUUGAGUGCGAUGGGAUUGAUAGGAACUACAGGAUUGAAUUUCAUUCUAUAGUUUACUUAAUGA
This is a messenger RNA of Paramecium pentaurelia, 1954 nucleotides long. NCBI's taxonomy places the organism in Eukaryota, Ciliophora, Oligohymenophorea, Peniculida, Parameciidae. The record is from the annotation of a GenBank genome assembly.